Messenger RNA from Trichomonas vaginalis G3, 1182 nucleotides. Its product is annotated as leucine-rich repeats (6 copies)-containing protein. The transcript has a single exon. Lineage: Eukaryota; Parabasalia; Trichomonadida; Trichomonadidae. The coding region runs from base 1 to 1182 and encodes 393 amino acids. The record is from RefSeq and is a predicted model, not a curated record.
AUGAAUACUUUUAUUCAAGAAAUAGAGCUCAAGCCUGGCUUAUUAUCCCAAAGAAUGUUAGCAAAAUGCAAGAACUUAAAGAAAGUGACAAUUAUUGAUACUGAUCCAGAUGAUGUUAGGCUUAAAACAAUUCCAACUAAAUUUUUACAUGAAUCAUCCGUAUCGGAAAUAAUACUACCAGAUAAAUUUAACAGAAUUGAACCAUUGGCCUUUGCUUUCACAAACAUCAAAACUUUUGAACUCAAAAAACAGAUGAAAUUCAUAAGCUCCACUGCAUUCUCUGGAAUCGAUGAUAUUCAAUUGCUAAUAGGUGAUAACAAGAAUUUCAAGAUUCUUGAACAUGAAGUUCUCGAUAUCAAUACUAAACAACUCGUUUUCACUUUCGGCAAACUUCCUUCUGUUUAUAUCCUACCAAGAGAAGUCAGAUCAAUUGCAGCAAACUCGAUUAUUUCUCAUCCUGUUUAUGAUGAAAACAAUGGAAGCAUAAUUGAUUAUGGUGUCACAACACUUGUUGUUCCUGGAACUGUUGAUGCAGAACAGGAUUCUCUAGCAAAUCUUCCUUACUUAACAAAUCUCUGUUAUGGUGGUUCAUUAGCACCAAGAUACUUGAUUUCUCCAACAGUCGAUAGAAUUUUCGUUACAAAUAACUUCAUUCGCAGAAACUGGUUAACAGCCGAUGGUGGCGCAAGGUAUAACAUUACCAGAGGUCCAUGCAAUACAUCUCUUCCUUUUGAAGAAUUUAUAAAUGAUAUGUAUAAACCAAUUAUAAUUCCAGUUGAACCACCUGAAGAUGAUAAUGAGACCGAGUCUUCAGUUACCAAUAAUACUCUAGAUACAACAACAUCAUCAACUAAGGAAUUAAUUACAAUAGAUGAACCUAAUAAGAAAACAACAACACCUCUUCUUAUUACUCUUGUUAUUUUGGCUGCCCUUGAAGUUCUUGCUAUCACUGGCAUUAUCCUGUACAUCGUGCUAAAGCGUGAUGAUGAUAGUGAUGACUCAGUUAUCGAGAUGAAUGCAGAAACAAUAACAGCUGUCACUGAUCUUGAUGUAUCUGUAACAGUUGAUAAUCCUUUAUUUACCCACGAAAUGAUGGAUGAUGAUCCAUUCGCCAAAGAUUUCGAAGAGAAAGAUAAAACUGAGAAUUUCUUUGAUACUGGAAUUGUAGAUGCAGAAAAUUAA